Messenger RNA from Penicillium angulare, 519 nucleotides. RefSeq lists its product as uncharacterized. Lineage: Eukaryota; Fungi; Ascomycota; Eurotiomycetes; Eurotiales; Aspergillaceae. The coding region runs from base 1 to 519 and encodes 172 amino acids. The record is from RefSeq and is a predicted model, not a curated record. The transcript is spliced from 2 exons.
AUGGUCUUUGAGUAUGAGCCUAGCAUAGCUCCAGCCACAUUUACAGCGACCUGGCGUGAGAAUUUCAAUUCACAACAGCAGCAAGCCUCCUCGGUUUACAGUAGCCCUGUGUCACCAGCCAGUGAUGCUGGCGAGGAUUGUGCUUUCGAAUACGAUGUCCAGUCGCCAGGUUCACCACGGGAUGGUGAUUACGUAGCUGCAGAGGAGGCUGAAAAUACCGACUGGGAACAUGCAUCUCCAAGCUUGGCAUUGAACGGCAUAGAUGAUUUGCAGCGAGAUACAUCUGAGGUAUCAAUCGCUUUGGUGGGUACGUUUAUCAGAGAUCCUGACCUGGGGGUUAGGCUGAUGGACAAGAAAUUCGGACAACAAGAUGCCUGGAAUGGUAGAAUACAGAAGUAUAUGGAAGAUGCUUUGGAAACACAUCACAAGAUAGACCUACUAGAGAAGCAGGUAGCGGCUUUGCAGGCGAAGUUAAGUGCUUUGAACAACAAUAAAAAAACGGCUCAUCCGAGGGGGUAG